This is a messenger RNA of Ruditapes philippinarum (Manila clam), 1819 nucleotides long. RefSeq names its product QRFP-like peptide receptor. Gene Ontology annotation, molecular function: G protein-coupled receptor activity. Gene Ontology annotation, cellular component: plasma membrane. The transcript has 9 exons. Gene Ontology annotation, biological process: G protein-coupled receptor signaling pathway. Lineage: Eukaryota; Metazoa; Mollusca; Bivalvia; Venerida; Veneridae. The coding region runs from base 118 to 1548 and encodes 476 amino acids. The record is from RefSeq and is a predicted model, not a curated record.
GUCUUUGAGUUGAUCUUACUUUGGUCAACUUUCUUUGGUUUCGUGUUAAUUUGUGCUAAUCUAUCUGUUGCAGUUUAUUUAUCAUUUCACUGAAAUCAUUGGCUAAAGAUAUCAAAAAUGUUUUCUUAUUUUGGAUACAUUUUGAACUUUGGAAUUAUGAUAAUGUCUUUUACAUAUGUGUCUGCACAAACUGAGAGUUUUCAUGAAGAAAUAACCUUCGACUUUAAAUGGACACAAAGUUUAGAAAAUGGUACAGUGACGGAUAUCAACGGUACAGUGAUGACUUUUCCGAAUAUGUUUUUAAACGACGAUUUUAAUUGUGAUGACUUCACCUUUAAACUUUAUAAGGACUGGACAAUGGUAUACAAGUUUGACACAGAUGAUAUCAAGAAGUUAUUGUGCAAAUGUAAAGGAGUGUGCACGUUUCAAACUGUUGCACCUGAUGUACUUGCACAACUGAGAGAUCGGAGACUUGAUGUUUUGUCUGAUUUAAACAGAAACAAUUUUAUUAUUGUAGUAUCACUGUUUGCAGCUAUUUUCAUACUUGGUACCGCAGGCAACAUUGUUACAAUCGUUGGGUUGUCAACUUGGAUGAAACAGCGGUCACCAACCUAUGGAUUCGUCAUUAGCUUGUGUUGCUCGGAUCUCCUCAUGCUUUUUCUAUGUAUGCCAAUUAAGGCGACAGAAUUCUUUAAAGUGAGUGACAUAUUCAAUGAAAUAACAUGCAAGUUAUCUUACUAUGCUAGAGAUAUCACAUUUAUAUCAACUGUAUUGACUCAUACAAUCAUCAGUUUUGAGAGGUUCUAUGCUAUAUGCCAUCCUAUGGAGGUGAAGUAUCGAUGUACAAGACGUAGAGCGAGAAAACUUGUACUUAUGACCUGGCUGCUGUCGUUGUGUCUGGCUAUACCAACCCCUUUUAUGAUGAAACACUACUUUGAUGAGAGAAGACUGACAAUAGAAUGUUUGCCGCAAUCUAAAUCGUUGUCUUUGGUGAUUGCCUAUUUCAUAUAUAUGCUCGGUAUAUUGUUUGUGAUUCCAUGCCUUGUCAUGAUGGUGACAUAUUCUAAGAGUUCCUCGGUGCUCUGGAAAAGCACAAAAGUUGCGAAGAACUUAGACGAGACACAAGGAAUAACUGAUACAAGGAAGGGUCAUAAAGUUUCAAACAGUAUCACCCAACGCAAACGAGUUGUAGCCCUUUUGGUUGCUGCUGUCAUAUUAUUCAUAAUAAGCUGGGCUCCUCAUCUCUUAUUCCAGCUUCUAGAAGUAACAGGUCAUAUACAUGUUCUAAUUGAUAUGAAUAAUGUAAAAACUCUUAUAGUCAUUGGUGCAGGCUUCACGUAUUUAGGAAGUGCUAUAAAUCCAUACCUCUUUAUGGCAAUGUCGUCACAAUUCUGUGAACAAUCCGCGUGCAGAAAUUCUUGCCUCGGAAGAGGUUACCGAUCAUCUGACAGAUCUAAAGAUAUUGAAAGUGACAAAUCUACACGAGAGGCGUCGUCGUCGGUAACACGUGCACAGACACAGGAAUCUCGUAUUCGACGCGUUCUUUAAGCGUCUUCAAGUAAAAUUGAACGUAAUGCCUUACAUGUUCCUGGUUUAUCUCAAAAAUGCACAUUUUGGAUGAAUUGCCGUCUCGUUUAUUUUGUUUAAUUCUUGUUUGUUAUAUGUUUGAAAUAUUUUUCAAAGAGCUAAAACAACGUUUAGUUAAAUGUGAUAAGGGAUUGAUAGAAUGCUGAUAUUGUAUUUCUUUUUGAACAAAGACACUAUUGUUAACUUGUUAUGCGCAUUCGUUUGACAGUGUGAGGAAUAAACUGGCAUUAGA